GUAGCCUACUGUUAAGAUUAUUUUUGUUUUGCCACAUUUGAACUAAAUUUAACAGUAUCAGAUACAGCGCAUCAUUUCAUCUCCUCUACAUGGUGUUGUGUGAGUUGCUGCAGCAUCACUUGGUUGUCAAGUUCAACAAGGUGUAAACAUUAGGCUACCAUGAGGUCCAACAGCAAGCACCCAGGGGCAGCAAAGGUGGGGAUGACGCGGCGCAGGAUCCCCUCCGAUGGCUCUGUGUCCGUGUCGGCCCGCAGCAGCAGCAGCGUUCUGGAACGAACACCGUUGUCAAAACCCAGAGCCAGUGAUCCGGAACAUGUCUUGUCACAAAUUACAACAGACGCGAGUGCUGAGAAACUCCAGAAGGAAAACGCAGACUUGAAAAAACAGCUGGAGGAUCUGAGGUGUCAGUACCAACAGCUCCUGGAGGAAGGCAAGGAGGAGACGCUGGAGAAGAGGAGGGUGAACCUGCUCAAAGCCCAGGUCAUGCAGCUGGAAAGACAGGUGGUGCUGCUAUCUGAGGGUCUGAGUGCGCAGGUGUGUCGGUGUCAGGAUGUGGAGAGAGCUCUUGACCCGCUGCUGGAGAGGCUGAAGUCGCUGCUGUCCUCUGAUGCCCAGGGUGGUGCGGAGGUGUGUGUGGCCCGCUCUGAACUCACCCAGCUGGUGGAGAGGUGUGCCGACGUCAGGCAGAAACUCCACAGGAAAGUCAAGGCAACCUCUGUAGAAGACCUCUCCAUGCCCUGGCUGCUGACAAAGUCAAACCUGGUCAAGCAGCCCGUAACCUUGCUUGAUCUCUGCUACGGCAAGACGGAUAACUUAAACCUUCAGCGCGUCAGUGCCCUGGAGUCCCGUCUGUGCCAGCUGUUUAAGCACCUGCAUGGGAUCAGGCAGACCCUGGGCCUCCUCCUAGCACCCGCAGCCAGAGGAGGAGCAGGAGCAGCACCAGGGGACGGGACGUCCCUGGCACAGGAGCAGGAGGACCAGCAGGAGCAGGAACAGGAGGAGGAGGAGGAGGAUGACGACGACCAACACCUCCCCUCCAGGCAGCAUCGGCACCAACAGCAGGAGGAGGAGAAGGUCUCUGCUGCCCACAGGGUGUCCUCGUUCUCUGGGGCCUCUUCCUCAACCUCCUCGGCCUCCUCCCACAGACUGUCCACACUCCCGGGCAUAUCAUCAUCAUCAUCAACCCCCUUGGCCUCCUACAGACCGAUCCAGGGCCACACAACCCUUGCAGAUGCCCCCAGAUUGUCCACCCCCUCGGGCUCCUCCUCAACCCCCUCUGCCACCCCUAGAUUGUCCACCCUCCCAGGCUCAUCAACCCCCUCAGCCACCCCUAGAUUGUCCACCCUCCCGGGCUCCUCCUCAACCCCCUCAGCCACCCCUAGAUUGUCCACCCUCCCGGGCUCCUCCUCAACCCCCUCUGCCACCCCCUAUAGGCCGCUCCGGUCCCCCUCGGCCUCCUCCUCCAGGGUGCUGCCGGGCCCCUGGGCCCUGUACGCGCGGCUGCUGAACCAGGCGGCGAGCUACCUGCCGGAGCUGGAAAGCUGCUGUAGCGACCUGAUGGUCCUCUCCCUGCUCAGGCCCAGUGCACCAUGGAGGGGUGCUGGGCAUCAGGAGGUGAGCCUGGAGCUGUGUCCAGAGGAGGUGCUGGCGUGCCUGCCGGCCUUCCCCAGGGGAGCCCCUCAGCAGCGGGCCAGGAGGGCAGCAGAGGCCCUAUGCACAGCCUCCAGACACGCCCAGACCAUGGCACACACACAGGUGGAGGCCCUGCAGGCUGAGCUGGAGUUCCACAGGGCCCUGUACCGGCUGCAGGUCACCUACACAGAGGAGCUCAUUGAGGGCGUGCGGCAGGCCUACAUAGCCUUCCAGGACGACGUCACACACACCCUCUGCACCCCGCUGCAAGAUGUGCUUUCAUGUUAUGCUGAUUUGCGUCGGUCGGCAUCUGAGGAGUCUCUGCGUAGCUUCCUGACAGCCUUCAAGAGCAGAGCGCCGCUCAUCCAGGAGGCAGUGGGGGCCCUCCACCCUUCACACAGCCAAGGCUCUGAGGCACUGUCCCGCUACGGUGAGCAGUUCCUGGGGGAGGUGCAGCGCGUGCUGGGGGAGUGUGGCCAGAGGAGAGAGGUGGCCGCCGGGCAGCUGGAGGUGCUGAGGAGGGAGCAGGAGCAGGCCCUGGACACGCUGGACUCCCUCAGCCAGGGGAGGCGCCAGAAGAGGAGGAGCAGAGAGCAGCAGGAGCACCAAGGAGGACAUGGUGGUGGUGGUGGUGGAGGUGCUGGAGGAGGAGGCAGGGAAGGUGGAAGGGGUUCCCAGGGGUCUGGAGGAGGGUUCGAGGGGCUACCAGCGAGGGCUGGUGAAUAUAGUCGCAGGGGCAAGGGUGAGUCCGUGAACUGCCAUGAUGGAUCUGAGAUGGACAGUGGUGAAUCUGGGAGGGUACCUCAGGAGUUUGGGAAGGGCCAGGGUGGAUCUGGGAGGGGCUUUGAUGGACCUGGCAGUGGCUUGGACAAGCACGAGCAGAGAGUCUACAACAGGGGCUCCGACAGGCCAGGAGUAGCCAGUCUGGUUGGGGCAUCCGGUGGGGGCUCAGGUGGGUCUGCUGGGGGUUCUGGAAGAGGGUUUGAGCAGAGGGGUCGGAGUGCGAGCAGGGAGUCCCAAGCAUCGUCACUCAUUGGCUCAGCAAGAGGUUCUGGGAGGAGCCUAGAGAGGCAGGGGAGGAGCUCCAGAGAGACGAGCCGGAUCAGGAGGGGCUCCAUGGAGCAACGGGAGGAGGAUCACAUGACAAAAUGGCGGCGUACAGAGCACGUGGGCAGGGCUGAUCUAGAACAUGAGGGCGAUUCGGAAGGGCAAGAGCGGAACUUAGAACCACUUUGUAAUCUAGAACCAUCAUUCAGGUCAUUGCAGCUACAGGAUGAGUGUCCAUUAGAACAACAACCACAACAGCAACAAAAAUACAGUUUUGCCUCAGAGCCCCAGAGAACAACACCUGUGCAUUCCAGGCAGUCGUCCGCAUCAGGCAGACAAGAGCGAGAGCGCUCUCUCUCCCUCAGCCGCAAGGGAAGCACAGGGGACUCUGACCACAGAUUCUCCGACUCCAUCGGUGGGGGCCCCAGCAAUGCGAAACUACCCACCCUCCCCAACGCCAGCUCCAGACAGAGGGCGGUGAGGAAAGCCCUGUCCACCGACAUGACAGCAGACACGGGCUCUCGACGCCCUCCCGCACAGCAGCCAACUACCACCACCACUGUAGGCAGGGUCAUCCAGAGGACAGCCAGGAGCACGCUGUGGCAGACCCCCCCGAACGACCUCUCGUCCAGGCCAGAGUGGCAGAGCUAG
Engraulis encrasicolus (European anchovy) is the source of this 3330-nucleotide messenger RNA. RefSeq lists its product as uncharacterized. Bases 160 to 3330 code for a protein of 1056 amino acids. The transcript is spliced from 13 exons. The record is from RefSeq and is a predicted model, not a curated record. NCBI's taxonomy places the organism in Eukaryota, Metazoa, Chordata, Actinopteri, Clupeiformes, Engraulidae.